Messenger RNA from Saprolegnia parasitica CBS 223.65, 1089 nucleotides. RefSeq lists its product as hypothetical. Bases 1 to 1089 code for a protein of 362 amino acids. The transcript has 5 exons. NCBI's taxonomy places the organism in Eukaryota, Oomycota, Saprolegniomycetes, Saprolegniales, Saprolegniaceae. The record is from RefSeq and is a predicted model, not a curated record.
AUGGGUCGCUGCAAGAAGACGCUGCUGGCGCUCGUAGCGCUCGCCUUCCUCGCAGGCCGCGUACACGGUACUCCGGCCUUGGCCAGCGACUGCACCUCGGACGCCGACUGCCCCGAUGGCACGGGCUGCAUCACGGUCAAGCAUGCGUCGUACAACCCAAGCGCCGUCUUGAGCAAGUGCACGCCCAAGCAACUCUGCCGCGGCAGCAGCGUCGGCAACUGCCCGAGCUUCAACGCGCCGUCGGCGCCAGGCGGCUACCUCCAGACGCAGUGCCGCUGGGACGACGACGACGGGCGCCGGCUUUUAACCAACGGAACGACAAGCGACUCGACAAUCACAAGCCAGAGCAACCUACCAGCCGACAGCUCCGACUGCUUCCAGUGCUACCGCGACCCGCUGCCGCCCAAGGGCUCGACGGGGUACUACGCGGGGCAGUUCUUUUGCGUACCGCAGCAAGAGUGCAAGACGUCGAGUGCCUUCCCGCUAGCCUGCAACAGCGGCAACCUGUGCAACUCGGGUCUCAACGAGCUCUGCAACCUUCACGGCACGUGCACGCCCCUCGAUAUCAACGACCCGAAAAGCUCGUACGGCUGUGCGUGCAAUGCCGGCUUCUCGGGCGGUCAAUGCGAAAACGUCGUCAGCAGUGCCUGCCUCUUUGACUGCGGCGACGGCAACACGAAAGGCACGUGCAUUGACGGCCAAUGCGUCUGCAAGAAGGGCUGGAGUGGCCCGCAGUGCACGCAGUGCACGUCCGACACUGCUUGCGGCGGUGGCAUUUGCAACACGGGCUCGGGCCAGUGCUCGUGCCUCACCAACACGACGACAGCGUACCAGCGCAUCUCCAACGUCUGCUACCCCGGGGGUGCAAUGGCAAGCACGAUCGACGCGUGCACCGGUGUCGUUUGCGGCGCGCUGGGCGCUUGCCAAGCCGGUGCGUGCGUCUGUGCACGCGGCUGUGCCGGAACGAUCUGCAAGCCGUGCGCGGACCUCUCGUGUCGCUCGUGCAGCAGCCCGGCGGUGGCCCUUCGCCCGUCGCUCGGCUUCGCUGCCUCGAUCCUGCUUGCGGUCCUUGCCUAUCUUCGUGUCUAA